CCGAAUUAAGCCUGAAUGCCUUCCACAUCCCCCUCCCCAGGCGCUGUAUAAUCCUCCGGGUUUAGCGCUUCCCCUUGAUUAUAAUAAUAAUACGUGUUCCUGUACCUGAAUAAACUUACCUGGAUUAUUAUAUUAUUACAUAUUUGAAGGCAGCGGGAGACAGCUGGUUGAUACACCUGUCUUCCUCCACUAUCAUCCUCUAUAAAACAACAACUGUUUUGAGCAGUUUCUUCUGAAAACUAUGUGGUAUCUUACAAAACAAAGAGACUGACAAAUAAGUUAAAAACUGAACUUUGGAUGUCUAAAGCACAGGAUGAGGGGAUAUUCCACAUUCUUCAUCACUUUGUACCUGUAACCCUCAAAGAUGGAGAAAACUGAAUCCCAUAUCACAACCGAAAAAACAAGCGAGUCUCCUGCCACCACCAGCUGGGAAAAGAGGAGAAGAGAGCACCUUGCCAGAUUGUUUGUAAAAGGUCUACCAAAGAACACAACCGAGAGAGAUUUAAUCAACUCUUUUAACAAAGCCAAAAGUGUUAAAAUAGUUAAAUAUAUGCAAGGAAAUAAAUGUGUAAGUACUGGACAUAUAACAUUUGCUAAUUUAGUUGAUGCCAAUGAAGCUUUGGCUGUUAAAAAUUACUGUAUCCAAGGAGAGAAUAUUGAAGUCACAAAGGACAACUUUACAGUUAAGAAGAAACCAGUCGACCAAAGUGCAUGCAGCUCACUUGAAAGACAAAUAAAACUGGAUGGAGAGAGACAAGCAGCUUUGGAAGAUGAAGGUACCAAGCAUAAUGGUACUAAGGAGGAAGAAAGCAUUGAUAGUUGCACUGGGAAGCAUCUAAGUGAUAAUGAAAGAAACGAUGACACCAAAGACAAAGAUGGUGAUGACAGUGAUGAAUUUGGCAAUGACAGUAAUGAGGGUAAGAGCGACAGUGAUGAAGAUGACAAUGAUGAGGCUAAAAAUGUUUGUAGUGAUGAAAAGGCUGAGAAUUAUGAUGUGAAAAUUGAUAAUCUAGCUGAAGGUGAUGGCAGUAUGGUAGGUAAGAAUUGUGAUUAGAAAUAAAAAAGAAAUACUUAAAUUUACCAUAAAUAUAUGUUCCUUUCGUAAAGUAAGUUCAGAACAUAAAUAUUGCACAGUAUUUGGUUACAAAGUGGAUAUUUAGAUAAGAGAAGGGGCACCUAUGUUAUCACAUAUCUUAUAGGUGCUAAUAUAACACCAUCAAUGUGAAGAAAAUGAGGAUAGUCUGCCAACAGCAUUAUGGUAUUUGAUACGAUAUUAAUAUUUCAUUUCUUCAUUUUGGUGUUCAUAUAUCACCCAGGCUUUUUGGUGGUAUGUAGAAAAUUAAUUAACACGAUUUUUUUUCAUGGGCAUUAGCAGGGGGUCUCUCCCAAAAUGUUUUAGUGUUGAAAAAAUUUUUAGGGUAGCAAGUUUGUAUGAAGUGGGUUUGAAUAGUUAGUCAUAUGGAGUUUGAGUAGGGUAACAUUUUGUGAAGGGAUUGAGGGAAACCGGUUAGCUGGACCCGAGUCCUGGAGGUGGGAAGUACAAUGCCUGCACUCUAAAGAAGGGGUGGGGCUAUUUGCUAUUUGGAUUGUCAUCUGAACUGUUGUAUCUGCUCGCCUUUGGCAAGAUGGUAAUAGUGUAAAUGAUGGUGAAAGUGUUUAUUUUUCACGUCACCCUACCUCCUUGGGAGAUGGCCAAUUUUAAAAAAAAAUCAUAAAAGAGCAUGGGUUGUUCAGUGCUGCUCAUUAAAAUUAUACACAGGUAUGAUGAAAAGUUCCUUUUUUUUUUUAUCACACCAGCUGUCUCCCAACAAGUUAGGGUAACUCAAAAGAAUGGGAAACACAUUCACCAUUAAUGAUUGAAUACCUAUCUUGCCACAAGUGUGCAGACAUAAUUCAAAUGAAAUAUCUUCAGGACUCAAAGUCUGUCUAAUCAGUUUUCCCUGAAUCCUUUUAUAAAUGAUACUUUGCUUACACUCCAACAGCACAUCAGGCCAUAAAAACUGUCUUGCUUCAAUCUAACACUCACACAUGCUUGCUGGCUAAUCAAACACCCAGAUAUUUAAAACUUUUACCCUUCUCUCUCACCAUUCCUGGAAUGACCCUUAUCCCUUUGUCAUUGUAUUCUGCUCCAUUAAUAUUCAUACUUAUUGAGAUCCCUAUUUAUGUUCUCUCAAAAAUAAUUCUUUUUUUUUUUUUUUUUUUUCAACAAGUCGGCCGUCUCCCACCGAGUUAAAUUUUCUACAUAACACAAAAGCUUAUAAGGAGUUUUGGAAUAUUGAAAAGCCUAAUUUUCAAAUAGAGUUGCAUUUGGGUUAAAAAUGGCUAAGUUUAUAGUUAGGUUUAUUAACUAAGUUUGUUUUGUAUAAUGUUAAGAUUUCUUUUUUAAAUUAGUGUCUUAAGAAACCAAGUGCAUCUUAAAACAUGUUAUGUAUAAUUUUAUGGAAUCUAAUGCAUAUGGUGUCAUGUUCUAUGGUGAAUAAAUCUUUUAGAUACAAAUGCUUUAUUUAAAUGUGUCCAUAACUUAAUUAUAUCAUACCAUGAUUUUGAUUUACAUGUCUCUUAUUAAUAAUUGUUAUAUUUGAUACAUUGAAAAAAAAAUACUUUUAAAAUUAGUUUAUCCUAAUGGAUGUAGUGUUAUAUACUGGUAGACUUUUUGGUGGUGGAAGGAUUGCUGGCAUGUGAAGUCAUUAGUUGUGGCUUCCCAUGCCAACAUGACUUAAGUACAAACAAGUUCCGAGGUUUGUUUAUCCCAUCAUACAAUGCAUGAAGGAGGAUUUUUUUUUAAUAUACUGUAAUCACCUAUUGCAAAGAUCCAUUUUCUCAUGUCUAGGCCAUGAUUUACUGCUCAGAGCAUAUUUGAGGAUGCUGUGAUUAAAACAGAUCUAUGUGAACAGCACUGGCAUCAAUACCUUAGGCCUAUGUGGGAGACGGUUAAAAGGUGAGCAAGGUAACUUUUAUGAAGAGAUUAAGGGAAAUAAAUUAGCCUGUGAUUUCUUGAGACUCUUCAAUUCUUGCUUAUGAAGGUAAGAGUCUGAGUGCAAAUGCCUGAUAUCCUUGCUCUGGUUUCAGAAUCCCAGGUCUAUGAGCAAGCACAUGAUAGAGCUCCCAUGGGAAGACCUGAACUAAGGAAAGCAUAAGCUUGACUUAUAAGCUGGAGCAAUGAGGAGUCAAGGACUUAGGGGAGAGCCUGUGCGAGGUCCUGGGAUCUGGGGCUAGGGGUCUGACUGAUCUACUAGAUUUUGGGGUUUAUAGUAUUCCCCCAUCUCGAAUAUCUUGUAUGGUAUCUUUCCUGAUAUCUUAGUAUCAAACCCCUUUCUAAUUAACCAAAUACACUUUUGUAAUAAGUAAUUAAGUAUUAAUAAAUUGUGACUGUGAAA
This is a messenger RNA of Cherax quadricarinatus, 3377 nucleotides long. RefSeq lists its product as uncharacterized. Lineage: Eukaryota; Metazoa; Arthropoda; Malacostraca; Decapoda; Parastacidae. The record is from RefSeq and is a predicted model, not a curated record. Gene Ontology annotation, molecular function: RNA binding.